AGCCGAGCGGGAGUGAUUUGGGGAAGUGGGCGAGGAGGGAGCCGGCGGCACCGUGCUGGGCGCAGGCAGGUGGAGGAUGAACGGCGAAGCCGAGUGCCCUGCAGACUUGGAAAUGACAGCUCCCAAAAACCAAGACCGCUGGUCGCAGGAGGACAUGCUAACCCUCCUGGAGUGCAUGAAGAAUAACCUGCCCUCCAACGACGGGAGCAAGUUCAAAACCACCGAGUCCCACCUGGAUUGGGAAAAAGUGGCUUUCAAGGACUUCUCGGGGGAAAUGUGCAAGAUGAAGUGGAUGGAGAUCUCUAACGAGGUGAGAAAGUUCCGGACCCUCACAGAACUCAUUAUGGAUGCUGAAGAGCACGUCAAGAAUCCUUACAAAGGCAAAAAGCUCAAGAAACACCCUGACUUCCCCAAGAAGCCCCUGACUCCCUAUUUCCGCUUCUUCAUGGAGAAGCGAGCCAAAUACGCCAAGCUUCACCCUGAAAUGAGCAACCUGGAUCUCACCAAGAUCCUGUCCAAGAAAUACAAGGAGCUUCCCGAGAAGAAAAAGAUGAAAUACAUCCAGGACUUCCAGCGAGAGAAGCAGGAGUUUGAGAGGAACCUGGCGAGGUUCAGGGAAGACCACCCGGAUCUCAUCCAGAACGCCAAGAAAUCUGACGUCCCCGAAAAACCCAAGACCCCUCAGCAGCUGUGGUACAACCACGAGAAGAAGAUCUACUUGAAAGUGCGUCCAGAUGCCACCACGAAGGAGGUGAAAGAGUCGCUGGGCAAGCAGUGGUCUCAACUCUCGGAUAAAAAGAGGCUGAAAUGGAUUCAUAAGGCCCUGGAACAGCGGAAGGAGUACGAGGAGAUCAUGCGUGACUACAUCCAGAAGCAUCCUGAGCUGAACAUCAGUGAGGAGGGCAUCACCCGCUCCACUCUCACCAAGGCUGAGCGGCAGCUCAAGGACAAGUUCGACGGACGACCCACGAAACCACCUCCGUAAGUGCUGUUCC
Messenger RNA from Acanthisitta chloris (rifleman), 995 nucleotides. RefSeq names its product nucleolar transcription factor 1. The record is from RefSeq and is a predicted model, not a curated record. The coding region runs from base 77 to 985 and encodes 302 amino acids. The transcript is spliced from 8 exons. Lineage: Eukaryota; Metazoa; Chordata; Aves; Passeriformes; Acanthisittidae.